Messenger RNA from Anopheles cruzii, 3282 nucleotides. Its product is annotated as fibulin-2. NCBI's taxonomy places the organism in Eukaryota, Metazoa, Arthropoda, Insecta, Diptera, Culicidae. The transcript is spliced from 16 exons. Bases 174 to 3068 code for a protein of 964 amino acids. Gene Ontology annotation, molecular function: calcium ion binding. The record is from RefSeq and is a predicted model, not a curated record.
UCUCGUUGGUUCUGGGAAAAUUGGUGGUGUGUGAUUGUACCGCGGUGUGUGUGAUAAGACACGAUCGAUUCGAAUUCUCGACAAAAGCACGCAAAAGGGAUUCGACUUGUUUCCGGCAUUCGAAGGAAGCCGGUUUCGGACAGCGGCCAUUUCGACCACUACCCGAUAUCGCAAUGGUUCGAGGUUCGUGGAUUUCUCUUUUCGCGUCCCUAGCCCUGGUUGGAUGUAUUAGCGGCGAGCCCAUCGCCAUCGAGCAGAUACUGUCCCUGUGCUGCCAGGAGGGCGAAGAGUGGGGCCUCCAGAGUCGGCUGUGCUCGAGCUACAACAAAUCACUGGAGCUGGUCCCGGCCGGUCUGCACGGGCUGUGCCUGUCGACCAUCGAGAUAUGCUGUUCGAAGCAGCACAAGAUCUACCAGUGCACGGCCGGACAGAUUGCGGCCAAACAGGGACUCAGCUGCUCGCUCAAGGGCGACCACUCGGGGUCGGAGUUUUACACGGACUGCUGCGAGGCGUGCAAGAUCGGGUUGGUGGUCGGGUCGAGUGGGUAUAAGUGCUCGGUGGAACCGUUCGCCUUCGGGAGCCCCUGGGACGAGAUCUACGAUGGGUGCUGCAACGACAUCAAGAAAGAAGGUGAAGUCAUCCUUCUCGGGGCGCAUGAUGAGCGUGGCCUGUGCGAACAGUUUCCGUCCGUGUGCUCGCAGCUGUGCGAGAACACUGCGGACGGCUCGUAUGUGUGCAAGUGUCACCCGGGCUUUAAGCUGCAAUCGGAUCGGAGUACGUGUGCUCAAGUUUCGGACGAAGAUAAUGAAGCGCUGGACAGAAAAGGCUGCGGCCGGGGUUACAGCAGGAGCGCGCGCACGAACCAGUGCGAGGACGUGAACGAGUGCGAAACGGGCGAAGCCACGUGUAACGUCGAGAGCCAGGUUUGUCGGAACACGCGCGGUAGCUACCAGUGCGUGGACGUGCUGCCCCCGGAUAUUGCCUGCGACCCUGGCUAUCAGCCAAAGCACGGCAAAUGCGAAGAUGUGAACGAAUGCUUAGAGCUGCUUGACGCUUGCGACCGCGAGAGAGAACAUUGCCUGAACGGGCGGGGCAACUACACCUGCCUACCGAAGGCGGUCACGAUGUGUCAGCCGGGCUUGAGCUACAACGCGAGCUUGAGCACAUGCGAAGAUGUCGACGAGUGCAAGGAGGAUGCGGCGUGUGACGAAGGCUAUCAGUGUGUCAACAUCCAGGGGUCCUACGAGUGUAUAGCUGUGGUGGCGAAUUAUCCCAUCGCCCCGCCGCGGAAGAAGGGGGAAACGUGUACCCCGGGCUUCCGGAGACAUAAUGAGCAGUGUGUCGAUAUCGACGAGUGUGCGGCCGACAAGAACGCCUGCGACAGCAAUCAGCUGUGCACGAACGAGAUCGGCGGGUUCAGGUGCGACUGUAAAAUUGGAUUCAUCCUGGAUGCCGUGACGAACGCGUGUGUCGAUAUCAACGAGUGCCAGGUCAACGCGCACGAGUGCCUGGAGUCGCAACGGUGUGACAACACCAUCGGAUCGUACACCUGCAUCCGGCUGCAAAGUUGCGGCACCGGGUACACGCUCAAUGCGGAAACCGGCCACUGUGACGAUGACGACGAGUGUGCCCUCGGACGGCACAACUGCCGGCAUCCGUUUGUGUGCUACAACACCAAGGGCUCGUUCCGGUGUCGCCAGCAGUCCCGCUACUCGCCCUACGCAACGAGCACGUCGACAUCGACCAGCACUACGACCACUACCACCACUGCCCGGCCGUACCGGUACGGGUCCGAGCAGGAUCCGCCCUCGCGCUACUCCUCCUACACGCCCUACCUGCCACCGUGCGGUAUCGGCUUCGAGAGGAACAGCCUCGGAGCGUGCGUCGAUAUUAACGAGUGUGCCGACGAACAGCGGUGCCUUCGGCAUCAGCAGUGUAUCAACUCGAACGGAUCGUUCCGCUGCCGGGACUUGCUGACCUGCCCCGUCGGAUUCCGUGCCAACGAUGAUGCCACAGAGUGCUUGGAUAUCGACGAGUGCGCUACUGGUGUGGCGCACUGUGGACCAGAUCAGACCUGCAAGAACAAACAGGGUGGGUACGUGUGCGUGUGUCCUCCGGGCCACAUGAUCGGGCAGCACCAGCGCUGCGAGGACGUGGACGAGUGCGCGAUGCACGGCACCAAGGUUUGCCAUCAUAACUCGCGUUGCAUCAACACGAUCGGAUCAUUCCGGUGUGAGUGCAAGGAGGGCUUCAAGAAGCAGGGUUCAAGCGACAUCGUGUGCACGGACGUGGACGAGUGUGCGGAUAUACCUGGUCUCUGCCAUCAGCGGUGCCUCAACUACUGGGGCUCGUACCGGUGUGGCUGCAAUCCUGGCUACCGGCUAAGCUACAACAACCGGACUUGCGACGACGUGGACGAGUGCGAGGAGUACAAGUCCACCAACCUGUGCGUGGGAAUCUGUGAGAACACAGCCGGGUCGUAUGCGUGCCGCUGUCCUCACGGCUACAAGCUGGGUGCCGAUGGUCGAAGCUGUUUCGACAUUGACGAGUGCCAGUCACGCGAUGUGUGCAGCGGGCGCCACGAAAUGUGCACCAACAUCGGUGGAAGCUACCGGUGCACGCGAAUCGAGUGUCCUUACGGCUACCGACACGACGCUGACAGACGGAACCGUUGUGAGCGUAUCAACCGGUACUGCGAUGUUGGCGAUACCGAAUGUCUACGCCAGCCGCUCUCCUAUUCGCACAACUUCCUCACGAUCGUUUCGAACAUCCCGAUACCACCGGAGGGCCGCGGUCUGUUCACGCUGACCGGUCCGCAGCAGUACGAGAUGAUUGAUUUCGAUCUGAAACUCGUCUCUGUGGAUGCUGCACCGCACGUUCGGCCGGUGGAUCUCAAUUACUUCAGCCUCGACAAGAAAACGAACGAAGCUCAGGUAAAUCUGAGGAAAAGCAUUGAAGGACCGCAGGAUAUCGAGCUCGAGUUUAGUGUGUCCGUCUUCCUGAACGGCCAUCUCUACGGAACCAACGUGGCGAAACUGUUUCUGAUGAUAUCGGCCCAUGAGUACUAAGCGCCAGCAGUUGACCCCCGGGUCAUGCAGCAGAGGUCAGCAGCGGUAGGCUUAGGUUACUCUCUAGUUUACGCUUUGGAGAACAUUUCCGAUUAGAGUGCUCUUAUGGUGACAUUAGGUCAAUCCAGGCUUUCGGUUUGUACUUAAACCGUCGUAUUGCUAAUCAACAGCCGCGAUAGAACGCUACAGCAAUGAAAAGUGAAUAAAUUGAAGU